AUGUUUGGCUCGUCGCACUCGCGCCAGCGUGCGCAGGAUAGCUCCAUGUGGCUAGCCGACGGGUCACACACCCAGAGCACGCCAAAAGGCUCACAGGAGACCGAAGUGCCGCAGAAAAGCGGCCUCAUGCAGAGUAUCGGCAGCCGCCUGCUGCGGGCCGUUCCCUGGUCGAGUCCCCGGCGGAGCGUGCUGCCUACGCACGACGAACCUACGCCUCCGAAACGACCCAGGAUUGAACAGGUACAGCACACGCCUGAGCGUGCGUCGUAUACACCCGCCAAAUCGACGCUACCGCCGCCAAACUAUACGCCGGAUCGCACCGCACUCUUUGCUCGUGCUGCGACGCCGAGUGCACUGCGCAGCCGCGGCCAGCUGACGCCUGCGCGUGCGCGCGCAUUGCCUGGAGGACAGGGUAUCCCUGCAAGCGCGUCGACUGGCGGCCUGACGCCGGGCAAGUCGUCUUGGAGCACACUGCAUCUCGGCCCGACGCAGACGCCGUCGCUCUCGACGCACCCUUCGCUCCGCGACUUUGUGCCACAAAAGAGCAGCGCGUCGCCGCGACUGCCCGUCAAGACACCGCGCGCGCCGGCGAAGGAUGCACCGCUCCCUGCCUCGGCAUCACACAGCUCCGUGCUCGGCAAGCGCGACGAGACUGCUGCCGAGGUUGAGCACGAGGAUACGCCGUCGGCACGCAAGCGCCGCAUGGUCUGGGACCCCGAGAUGGGCUUUGUCGAUGCUGACGACCUCGAGGCACGCCGCCCCAAGCCGCCGCCGCCCCAGAACGAGGCCGAACGCAUUCUGCGUGCGCUCGAAAGCAUGCGUACGCCGCUCGGCGACGCGCGUCGCGAAGGCAUCGUGCGAUCGCAGUCGAUGCCGUCGUGGCACACCUCGUCGAUCUCGGUCCCGCUGCCGACCACGGAUACGAAUACGUCGCCGGCGUCGCGCUCGCCGGCGCGCAGCAUUGCGCCGCACUCGCGCUCGACGCAGCGCAUCCAGCAACUACGUCGCACGCAGGUAGGCCAGAAGCCCAGCAUGCGCUCAAAGCUGCGCAACUCGGUGCAGGCCAGCGAGAUUUACGACCACGUCACACCGGACGAAGAGGAACAAGUCGCACACGAAGUGCUUGGCCUCGACGACGAUGCGAUGCGCGAAGAAGAGCUCGAGAUGCCUGUCGAGGCGCCUGUCCGCCGCUCGCGCCGUACCAAGGCCAAGACAAAGGCGACACAAACCGAAACCGAGCCCGAGGCGCCGAAGCCGGCCAAGGCCGAGGCGCCUGCCAAGGCCGAGGCGCCCGUGCCGCCUGCGCAGCCCGAGCCCAAGGCGGAGGCGCCUGCCAAAAAGGACAACUUCUCGGUGCGUGCGGACGACGAACCGGACAGCAAGCGGUCCGUGCUCCGCCAAGGCUCGACCAAGCAGAGCAGGCGGCACGCGCCGUCUGGCCGUAUUACCGCAUUUGACGAUGACGAGGAGGAGGACGAUAUGCCCCAGUCAGAGGAGUUGGAAAAGAUCAAGCUGCCUACGAGCCUCUUCCCGACGAACUUUUCGUUCGAGACCGAGAAGAAGGAGGCCAAGGCGGCAGCUCCUGCGCCUCCUGCCGAGACGACGCCCAAGGACUCUGGCUCGCUGCUUGGCCGCCUGAGCGCGCCGCAGCCGUCGACGACGCCGGCCAAGGCGCCUGCCGCCGGCUCGACGCUCUUUGGCGCGAAGCCGGCCGAGGACAAGCCCCAAGACAAGGGCUCGUCGUUCUUUGCGGCGCCGCCCGCGAGCACCAGCAGCUCGCUGAGCACCGAGAAGAACGAUGGACCGGUGCCCUCGUUUUUCGGCAAGCCCGCUGCUCCGUCCGAGCCCAAGGGCUCGCUCGGCCUUGCAAGUGCGUUUGGCAAACCCGCCGAGGACAAGUCGAGCAGUUUCUCGUUCGGUGCGCCCAAGCCUGCCGAGGACAAGCCUGCCGAGGCCCCCAAGCCGAGCGCGUUCUCGUUCGGCAAUGACAAGCCGGCGGACAAGCCUGCCGAGGCACCCAAGCCCGCGGGUGGCUUUUCGUUCGGUUCCAAGCCCGCCGACGACAAGCCUGCGCCGGCGGCCGACAAGCCUGCCGGCGGCUUUUCGUUCAACAAGCCUGCCGAGGACAAGCCGAGCGGGUUUUCAUUUGGCGCGCCCAAGCCCGCCGAGGACAAGCCGAGCGGUUUCUCGUUUGGCGCGCCGAAGCCUGCCGAAGAAAACAAGGACAAACCUGCCAGCGGCUUUUCAUUCGGUGCGCCGAAGCCUACAGAAGAGAACAAGGACAAGCCUGCGAGCGGCUUUUCAUUCGGCGCGCCCAAGCCCGCCGAAGAGAACCAGGACAAGCCUGCCAGCGGCUUCUCGUUUGGCGCACCCAAGCCUGCGGACGAGAACAAGGAAAAGCCUACCAACGGCUUCUCGUUUGGCGCGCCGAAGCCUGCGGACGAGAACAAGGACAAGCCUGCCGGUGGCUUUUCGUUCAGCAAGCCCGCCGAGGCCAAGCCGAGCGGCUUUUCGUUCGGCGCCAAGCCUGCUGAGCAGCCUGCCCUCUCGUUCGGUGCAAAGCCGGACGAAGGCAAGGACAAGCCCGCGUUCGCAUUCACUGCGAAACCCACCGAAUCCGAGAAGCCAGCGGCGUCUGGCUUCUCGUUUGGAUCCAAGCCGGAUGCGCCAGCGGCGCCUGACGCGUCCAGCACGGGUCCCAAGCCCACGUUUGGCUUCGGCGGAGCAACCGACUCUGCCAAGGAUACCGAAAAGUCCGCACCAUUCUCCUUUGCUUCUGCGGACAAGAAACCGGAAGAGAGCAAGCCGAGUGCGUUUGGCGCGGCCGAUGCAAAGCCCGGCUUCUCGUUCGGCGCGCCAGCCGACAAGGCCCCGCAGUUUGGCGAGAAGCGUGACCGCGACGAGGACGAGCCUGCCUCGAAGCGUGCGGCGCCUGGCCUGAGCGCGGCCGCUGCGCCAUUUACCCUUGGCAAGCCGGCCGAGAAGCCGGCGGUGUCGUUUGGCGCCAAGUCCGACACGCCCGCGUUUGGCGCAAAGCCCGCCGAGAGCGCGCCAUCUUUUGGCUUUGGCGCGAAGCCGGACACUCCCACGUUUGGCGCGAAGCCCACCGAGACGCCCGCGUUUGGCACAAAGCCCGCCGAGACGCCCGCGUUUGGCUUCGGAGCCAAGCCUGCCGAGGCGCCCGGAGCCAAGCCCGCCGACACGCCUUCGUUCUCGUUCGGCGCCAAGCCCGACGGUGACAAGCCCGCAUUUGCUUUUGGCUCCGCACCCGCCUCUGCGCCCGGCUCGUCCGGCUCGUCGCCCGCACCGACGACCAGCUUCUCGUUUACGAACAACGAGGCAAAGCCCAGCUUCGCGUUCGGCACGUCGGCCGAGGCGAGCCCCGCCAGCGGCUCUCCUGCGCCGUUCGCAUUCAACGCCGGCGCGCCGGCGACGGGCUUUGGUGCGCCGGGCGGCUUCAGCGGCCCCGCGUCACCCGCGCCUGCGACAACGCCCACCACAUCGUUCUCCUUUACGCAAAACACGCCAGCGGCACCCAACUUUACGUUUGCGGGGCCCGCCGCUGCGGGCUCCCCUGCGCCGUUCGCCUUUGGCACCGGGACGCCGCCGCCGCAGCCUACGACGCCGAGCACGUUUGCCUUUAAUGCGCCGUCGCCCGCGCCGCCGGCCUUUGGCUUUGGCAACACUUCGGCGCCCGGCUCGCCGGCCCCCCCGAGCUUUGGCACGCCGCCGCCCGGAGCUGGUGGUGGCCUGUUUAAUAUGGGUGCGCCGCCUGCGGCCGCGCCUGGCGGCCGGCAAAUCAAGCCGCUGCGCCAGCCUCGUCGACGUUAG
Molecule: messenger RNA, 3831 nt
Organism: Malassezia japonica
Lineage: Eukaryota; Fungi; Basidiomycota; Malasseziomycetes; Malasseziales; Malasseziaceae
Exons: 2
Coding region: 1-3831 (1276 amino acids)
Source: RefSeq, a predicted model, not a curated record